GGCUGGCUGGCUGGCUGGCUAGUAUUUGGCGGUGUGGUGUGUGCGGUCGGACUGUGGUUGUGUCUCAGGUCUGGGCGCGUUGAUAACGACACACUUCGGACGCAUUUCCUCGCGGAGAGAUGGGAAUUUUGAAGCAAUGGCUGUGAACGAAAUUGCCCUAACGCUGCUGGCCCUGCUCGGCUCGGCGGCUGUCGGUAAUGCUCUACGUUGUAACUGCACAAACUGUGAGAAGACAGGCUAUGAGUGCGAGACAGAUGGCGCCUGCAUGGCCUCUACAUACUACAUCCAGGGGAAGGAGCAACAUGUACGCAUCUGUAUCAACCGGGACAACCUGAUCCCCCCUGGACAACCCUUCUACUGUCUGAGCGCUGAAGGCCUGCUCAACACACAUUGCUGCUAUGUAGAUUACUGCAACAGUAUUGAAGUCCCCGUUCCAACAAAGGAGGUGGACUGGACGACCUCAGGGAGCUCCUGGGGGCCGGUGGAGCUGGUAGCAGUCAUCGCAGGGCCAGUGUUUCUUCUGUGUGUGCUGCUGAUGGUCGGCGUGUUCCUGUUCCAGUAUCACCAAAGGGCCUACAGCCACAGGCAGAGGCUGGAGGUGGAGGACCCAUCCUGUGACCAUCUGUACUUGGCCAAGGACAAGACCCUACAGGACCUCAUCUAUGACAUGUCCACCUCCGGAUCAGGCUCUGGUCUGCCCCUGUUUGUGCAGCGGACUGUGGCCAGGACCAUCGUGCUGCAGGAGAUAAUAGGGAAGGGUCGUUUUGGUGAGGUGUGGAGGGGGAAGUGGAGGGGAGGAGAUGUGGCGGUGAAGAUCUUCUCGUCCAGAGAGGAGCGCUCCUGGUUCAGAGAAGCUGAGAUCUACCAGACAAUCAUGCUGCGCCACGAAAACAUCCUAGGAUUCAUAGCAGCAGACAAUAAAGACAAUGGUACAUGGACUCAGCUGUGGCUGGUGUCAGACUAUCACGAGCACGGCUCUCUUUUUGACUACCUGAACCGCUACUCUGUCACUAUUGAGGGCAUGAUCAAGCUGGCACUGUCAGCUGCCAGUGGCCUGGCACACCUACACAUGGAAAUCCUUGGCACUCAAGGUAAGCCUGGCAUUGCUCACCGUGACCUGAAGUCUAAAAAUAUCCUGGUUAAGAAGAACGGCAUGUGUGCCAUAGCUGACCUCGGCCUGGCAGUCCGCCACGAGUCCAUCACAGACACAAUCGAUAUAGCACCGAAUCAGCGCGUGGGCACUAAGAGGUAUAUGGCUCCAGAAGUCCUGGACGAAACCAUCAACAUGAAACACUUUGACUCCUUCAAGUGUGCCGACAUUUACGCGCUGGGCCUGGUGUACUGGGAGAUAGCACGUCGCUGCAAUGCAGGAGGUAUCCACGAGGAGUACCAGCUGCCCUACUACGACCUCGUACCCUCUGACCCCUCCAUAGAGGAGAUGAGGAAGGUGGUGUGUGACCAGAAACUGAGGCCCAAUGUGCCCAACUGGUGGCAGAGCUACGAGUCACUGCGCGUGAUGGGGAAGAUCAUGAGGGAGUGCUGGUACGCCAACGGAGCAGCCAGAUUGACGGCCCUGCGCAUCAAGAAGACCCUGUCUCAGCUCAGCGUGGAGGAGGACGUCAAGAUGUGAGCGGCGUAAAGGCGCGCUGGAGACGCACAACCAGACCACACUCCCAUAGGAAACAAACACUAAAGACAGACUGCAAAUGAAAACCCUGCCAGUUUUAAAGCCACACUCCAAGUUGUGACGAGGCCUACCUCACCUUUUUAGCCAAAACUACUGAGAGUCACCCUUCCCCCUUCUUGACGUUUCUGCCCCCCGCCCCCUUCGCCUCCCUUUGUUCCUCGUGUCUCCUCCCUGUUCCCUCCGACCUCCCCUUCUCCAUGGGCCACAACACUACAGCACUACCACUGUUAAUAUCAUCACACUCAACCUUUUGUUUCAUUUCCCAUGGCAGGAAUUACUAUUGUACAGCGACGGGAUUUUUUUUUGUUCAAUCCUUUUUUACCUCUCUGAAAUGUGUCCCAUGACGGACUAACCUUGUCCAGAAGAGCCGAGAAUGUUGUGGGUGUAAGAACAAUAACACUUCAUAUUGUGUUGGCCGUGCAGCAUCACACUGUGGUGCUGCGAGCGCGAGGGAGGAAAGAGGCUGAAGCACUGUUUCUAGUCAUGUGUAAAAAAAAAAAAAGGUGUCUGGACUACUAGCAUGUUUCUACGACACUAAGAUGUCCUCUGGUGUAGGCUGUAGCUCAUUAGACAAAUCCAGUAAUGGGACGUUUGGUAAUUAGGCAGACAGAUUCUGCUUUUUAAUCCCUCACUUGAAUACCCUUCAAACCGAAAACGAGUUGCACUCAACUGUAGCUUCCUCAUCGCGUGUGACACCGGCAGGUAUCACACGGCAGAUGUGGUCCAGUCCUGGUGUUAGUCUGAAAUGUGGCAGGGAUAAUGUUUGGGAUGGUUUUAUUUAUUUGUCGAUAGUUUUUAUUUCAUAUUGAUGAACACUGUGAGACGAGAUGUGACAAGCCAGAGUCGAAUAAGACGUGAAAAUUAGUUCAGUCCGAGUCUUCACCAUCUUUCAGGCGUUACAUUCAGGGGUCGUUGCAUUCACUUUAAUAAGAUACUGAGCGCAAACAUGGAUGUAGCCAUAGGCCCCUGUUGGUGACAGGCGAUGACAUCAUGCACACUGAGCAAAUAAGAGGCGUAUGAAAUGGCAAUGAAAAAUACUGUUGUUUUUUUUAAAAUAUAUUUUUGUGUUUUGUGUAAAGACAUCAUGAUGGGUGUUUUCUUUUGACGUUGACAUUAGACACUACUGAUGAUGGGUACAUAUGAUUUGUAUAUAAAACAUGCAUAUGUUUUUUUGUUUUCCUUUUAUGCCACAAGCAGCGGUGUGACAUCUGAACAGAGAUUUUGCUUGAAUGGUACUUUCAGAAGUUUCUUUGAUCUGUCUGCAUGGUUUUGAACUGUGCCAGGAAAUAGACUCUGUCAUCUGCUGGAAUUUGUUUGCUCCUCUCAUGACAAUUUGGUGGUACUACUGAUCCCAGAUAAUUUUGCUGCAACCUGUUUUUGUCUUUUUUUUUUUUUAAAUGUGUAAUUGUUGGAAUUGAGCUCUUCUCGGAGCUCGUUGAUGCAGAUCUGUUUCUACAUAUGUUCUCCCGGGUGACAUCUCUUUCUCAUUGACACUGGAAUAUUUAGGAGCGUCACAUAACCUUGAAUUCUGAUACUGCCAAUGGCUAUUUAUUCAGAAGUAAAGACAGCUGCUGACAGUUCACACACACAGGGAACAUACGGAUAGAUGUGAAAAGUAGUCGCGACGUUUUCAGAGACUGACAUGCUGUAAAGUGAAACUGCAUGUUUUCAUUCUACUUUGUCGUCCGCAGACAAAACUAUGAAAGUAUUACACUGACGUUUGUCACCGUUGGGCUCUGCACUGUUAAUGUCCACAUGGACUUUAGUUAAUGUUAGUUAUGUCAUCACUUGAUCCAGAAACCAUGUGUCAUGUUAGUAUCCAUUUUGCAUGCUGUCUCAAACACUGGGUCCUCUGCACUGAGGAAGAUGAACUUAAGUCUUUUCCCCUCUUCCUCCCCGUUGUUUUCUUUCUUCCUGUUUUUUGUUCGGGUCAUUGGCUGUGUACCCCAGAAAUGUUGCUGCUACUGUUAACAUGGGUGGAAGUUCAGCGGGCAGAUGGGAGGAGGAGAGCUGUGGAGGGAAAAAUAGGGAGACUGCUGUCAGUUGAACCAAAAUUGUCAAAACACUCCUGUCCAUGUUUGGUUUGUUGCCAUGGGUAUAUGACCAUCAGACAUCAUCCUGUUCACGAGUAAUACUUUGAGAUUUCAAAAAUCAUGUUGUGCAGAUCUUUUCAGAAUUAGUUGAAAAGUGUAUAUAGAUGAUAUACAAUAAAUUCCUCUUUUUCUUAU
Epinephelus moara (kelp grouper) is the source of this 3915-nucleotide messenger RNA. RefSeq names its product activin A receptor type 1Ba (gene acvr1ba). Bases 137 to 1630 code for a protein of 497 amino acids. The record is from RefSeq and is a predicted model, not a curated record. The transcript has 9 exons. Lineage: Eukaryota; Metazoa; Chordata; Actinopteri; Perciformes; Serranidae. Gene Ontology annotation, molecular function: ATP binding; activin receptor activity, type I; activin binding. Gene Ontology annotation, biological process: protein phosphorylation; nervous system development; cellular response to growth factor stimulus. Gene Ontology annotation, cellular component: plasma membrane; activin receptor complex.